Molecule: messenger RNA, 3770 nt
Organism: Centropristis striata (black sea bass)
Lineage: Eukaryota; Metazoa; Chordata; Actinopteri; Perciformes; Serranidae
Exons: 9
Coding region: 420-3770 (1116 amino acids)
Source: RefSeq, a predicted model, not a curated record
UAGUAUGCUGUGGAGCUGCUCGGACUUGUGUUUGUGCCACGAGAAAUUCAUCAGUGUGUCUCGAGCAAUGCAGUUGAUACAUUUUUGUGGCGUUCUCCUCUUCAGAGAGUGUCCUGGACGAGUCCGAGGCGUCGGUCAGCACGCAGCUGACAACCUGGGGAGACCUCGCCAGCUCCGUGUGCCAGGACGACAGGCCAGGGCCCUCGUCCCUCCGACAGACCUCGGAACCCGGUGGCGUCGUGCUGGAGGGCUGGCAGAAGUUCUGGGAGCAGCCGCCUGAAUCCGCCCAAGCCCUUGGUAUAGCCCCCGCGAACAUCAAGUGGCUGAAGACCAACGAGACCUACGGGCUGUUCGAGAGGGCGUCCAGGUACAAGAACGUCAGGGGAGAGAUUUCCGAGAGGAAGCUCUUUAAGGAGAAGAUGGAGUUCCACCCGCCCCCACCUCCUAUGGCCGUCAAGGGAGCUGUGCCCAACAUGCUCUCCUUCUUCACCACCCCUGCCUUCUUCUGGCGCCCGGUCGGCGUGAUGAAGGCGUUGAUCCGCUGCCCCAACACCAACUGCCCCGCACCGCCAGGAGCGUACCUGGAGAAGAAAGGCUUCGGCAGCUACGCCAGGCAAGUGUGUGGCAUGAAGUUCAACUACACCCUGUUGACAGAGAAGCUUACAUGCCCACAUUGUCGAAAGAUGAGGCAGACCGUGAGCCAGGCGCACGGUGAUGCGGACGACAGUGAAGAUGAGGGGGCAGACACACACAGUGCCCAACAGUACACGUGGCUGGCACACAGUCCCAAGAUUCUGAUGAACCUCGCCCCGGCCAUCAGAAGCAUGUUCCCUGCCAUACUGUGUGGGAAGCGUGCUGUGGACAGAGGUGUGGUCACCCUGCUCAGUGACCGACUCAACGCUGUCUCAAUGAGCAAGGUGCAGAGGCUGCUGCAGCAGGGCCACGACGAGUGGUACGUGGAGCGGCGUGACCUGUACCAGACUCUGCUGUACGAUGCCCACACAGCUGGAUCUGCUUCAUCUCAGGGGGGCAUCCUGUCCUAUGUGAGAGCAGCUGGCACUUACACCCCUCCCAUUGCCCAGUCUCCCCUUCCGUCUGCUCGUCUCCUGAGGCGUGCUCACCUGAUCAUGGAGAUCGAAAAGAUGCCCGUCUACAGACACCAGAUCCUCAGUGUGACUGGAGAAAUCCUGUGCAUUGAUGGUACAAGAAAAGUCCUCAAGAAGAUAUAUGGUGAUGGCCAGGGUACCAUGCAGUACGUCACCAGUGUACUGAACGAGUGGGGCCAGUUCUUGACGACAGUGGUGGUGGCAGCUGAGUCAGAGGGGUGCUACGCGCGCAUGGCGAAAGGUCUCAUUGCCCGGUUUCGACGUGCCAAUGCUCCUGCACCAAAAGUAAUUUAUGCAGACAACAACUGCUGUCGUGACAGCGGUUCCUCCUUUCUGGAGAGUCUGUUUGCUGAUUGGGUGCAGCAGGGUGCUGUGGUCAGACUGGACAUCCGACACUGGCUACAUCGCUGGGAUGCUGUUGUGAUCAAACAGAGCCAUGCCAAGUACGGGUUGUUCAUGAGUGCCUUGGCGGGUGCGGUGCUCGCCUACAACAAGACGGACAUGAUGCUCCUAGUCCAGGCUGUCAGGAGUGGCAACGGAGAGCUGUACGGCAGGUAUUCCGACGAGGAGAUGGUAGCCUUCCUCAAGCCUCACCAGGUCAGAUCGUAUGUGAGGCGCAUCACCCGUGGGGUUGUGGAGUCUGCUUUGGUGAUUGAGGCCAUCAUUGCCGAGUUCAGGGGACCAGCAGGCCUGGACAUUGAUGGAAUCCCCCUGUUCAAGUCAACAGAGGCAGUUGAUGCUCACUGGGCAACUGCAAGCAAGCAUCUCGGCUGCAUGCAGGAUCCCCCUGGCAUACAGCUGUAUGUGUCUGUGAAGGUUGUGGUGCUGAAUGGUGUUCGGCUCAACAAGUACAGGUGCCGGAGAGGCAGUAACUCUUUGGAGGGGUUGCACGCACACCUUUACAAUGCCAUACCUUCACAGAGAUGUGGGAUUAUGCCGUUCCAAGCAUACCUGAUGGCCUUUGCUGUGCAGUGGAACAACCGCAUGGCAUCACUCCGGUUUGCUGGCGGUCAGGGUCGGCAGACGUCAUGCAUGGACGCGCGGCAGAUCCAGCGCAUCAAUCAGCAGGCUGAGCUUCUGUUCGGCAAGGAGCACGUCCUGGAGCCCAACUUUGCUGCUCCACUGCCCGUCCCUGAUGCGUACGAGCACCCAGACGAGGAGGAGCUCCUUGGCGUGGAGUAUGCCGUGUGCCAGUCUACCAGCUUCACUGCUAAAAAUUUCUAUGUGCAGAAAGUUGAGGAAGAGCAGUCUCGUGAGGAGGAGGAGGAGGAGGAGGAGUCUGAGAAGUCGGCUGAGACAGAUGAAGAUGAAGAGAUGGCAGAUGAGGGUCUUGGCAUGUCUGCAGAGUCAGAGGAGGAUCCUAUUGAUAGCUUCUGUAGGAACCAUGCCAUCCUCACCAAGGCAGAACAGGUGGAGGAGGAGGACAGCCCCGCUCUGCAAGAUGUGCUCAUGACCCAGGGACAUCUGCAUCUGCCAGGAAUAGAAGAAGUGGAGGCACUGGCCUUGCUGCUCCUAGAACUGGUAGACGACAGUGACCGCCACCUAGUGCCAGCUGACCUGAGGCAGAAGAUCAUCACCGCCGCCAGCUCUCUUCACGAGCACGACAAGACCGCCGCCAGAUUUGUUAAAAAAUAUGAGUCCAGGUGGGGCUACACCCUGUUUGGCCGGUGUCUUGGGGCUGACACCCACGAGACCAGAGCAGCUCAGAAAACAAAGUUUGGCUGGAUGAGGUUCCCUCAGGCGGCACAGGUGACAGAGGACAGCCGUCUGCUCUACCUCCUCAUCAAGAUGCUCAAAAACCGACCGCCGUGCAGUCAACUCUCCUCCCCCAGUAAAGUCGUGGCUUCUAUUAAGGGGCAGUAUAAAAGGAUUGCAGACCGACUAAGAGACGAUGCCAUCCUGUGCGGCCUCGCCAUUCCUCUGCCCAAUGUGAAUGCGAAAUCCAUCUCCACCUUUAUUGUGAGGGAGGAGAAAAAGGCCAACUACAGAGCAACAGUAAUGCCCAGAGUGACACCACACAAGAAAGUGUUGUCAGACACACCGCUUCCAGAAGCUCCUGUGCUGCCAACAUCCUUGCCUCCACCAGAUCGGCCUGAAGUGCAGUACCAGCACCUUCAUCACCUGGCUGGGAAAAGGCAGGGUGAGAAGCGGAGGUUAGCUUUUGAAGAGCCAGAACCGGCCCCUGUGAACCGACCCAUUCCGCCAAACCCCGCGAACCGGCCCAUUCAGCCAAAGCCUGCUGCGUCUGCCCAUAUUCCACCCGCUGUGUCGGCAGCGGCACCUCUACUCCUGGUUCUUCCUGCACAGCCACAAGCUCCCUCCAUCAAACUUCUGGGGCCAUCAGGCAGUCAGGGCUUUGUACCUGUGGCACAGCCCCCUGCACCAACCACCAAGCAACUCAUGCCCAACAAGUCCUUGCGGCCAUGUGGGGCUUGCCAAGUGCCUCAGUGUGGUGGGCAGCGGAAAAGGCAUUUUAUAGAGGAGGUAUUUAGAGUGAAGGGGGGAGACAAAGGGGAAAACAUGCGGGAAAACGCUCAGAGCCGGGUUCGAACCCGCGCUCGAACCCAGCUUGCGAAAGAGCUCCGAGCCGGGUUCGAACCCGGGCUGCCCGCUUGCAAAAGAGCUCCGAGCCGGGUUCGAGUCCGGGACGCCGCAAGUAUGUAA